Messenger RNA from Linum trigynum, 1579 nucleotides. Lineage: Eukaryota; Viridiplantae; Streptophyta; Magnoliopsida; Malpighiales; Linaceae. The record is from the annotation of a GenBank genome assembly.
GGGCUCUAGAUUUUAAGCCAACGUGGUAUAGAUCUCAUGACACGUCGGGCUCUUCAACUCGCGACGAGACUAGCUCCUUCUUGGAGACUUAGUUUGGGGCUUAAAAUUAUUAUCAUGAGGCCCAGUUCAAAUAACACUAAUUGUUAUUAAUGAUCUGGCCUUAUAAAGGCAGUUAGUGCAUUGUAAGUAAUCAGUGUGGUACACUAGUAUUUUUUAGGUGUAAACAUCUACGUCGAAUGAAGAUUAGCAAAUGAUUAAACCCUAAUUACCUAGCUCUCUCUCUCCCUUUCACCUCCCUUUGGCCGACCCCUUUCCUCUCUCAAUCGGCUGCUGCGCAACCUUCUUCUUCUUCCUUUCCCCUCCCUACCACGUUCCACCUCUUCUUUCCCUUUUCUUAUACUCGCACAAGCAGAGCCAUACUAGGCUCUUUAUCCCAAUUCUCACACUUUUCCUUUUAUUAGAUAGAAUCCGGGAAACGGAUUUCAAUCAUCUAGUAUCAGAGCCUGAUUCCAACUAUUGAGUUUGUCGCAACUCUACACCGGGACGGGCAGCAGAACCAUGGCGAUCACCAAGUCUCCGGCAGAAAAGUACGACGCUGGAUCCAAGGCGGCGGCGGCCACGACAAGGGCUUCCUCGCCACUUGCGGACAAUCGGCGCGAAGGAGACGUGGUGGAUGAGACGGAGAGUGACGAUCUCCAAGCCUUGAUGCGCAUCAUCAUGGCGAUGCAGUUGAGGACCGACUCCAACAUGGAGGAGGUGCGGGCUGAGGUGCAAGAGGCCAGGCGUGAACGUGACGUGAUCAUGCAACUCCUCACCAGCAUGCAGGAGGAACAGAGGCGGCAGCAUUGGGGUUCGGCGGGUGGCAGGCCCGCGCGCGGGCGCUGGAGGAGGAAGCGCGGCGGUCCCGGCGGCUAGCAGGGCGGCGACAGGGCUAGGAGGAGGGGCAACCGCGGAGCAGGCAGCGGUCGAGCGAGUGGGCCUCGUAAUGGGCCCGGGUUACUACCGACUUCGACGGCUGAGGACAUCGCGGCCAUACGUGGUAAAGCGAAGAUGCUGGGCUACGACAACGUGGUCCAGAACCCGUGUUUCAAACCAAUGGGCCCACACUCCAUGGAGCGCGAGAUGGGCCGAGUGCAGCGUGCCGGGGGCGGGUUCAAUCGGGCAGGCGGGGCGGACAGGGUCAUGGUGAACCGGUCAGGCCCAAAUGGCCAAACCGGAUCGAGCUGGGUCAAAGGCGGUCGGACCAGGGCUGGGUGGACCGAAGCCGAUCGAACUGGUGACGAGUGGACUGUUGAUGGUCGGCCCGGGGCAGGGUGGACCGAGGAGGGUCGACCGACAGCGACCGAACUAGGGCCAGGUGGACCACCAAUGGCCGAACCAGGGUGGGCCGAACCACAAGCGAACCCCACCAGUUCGGGUUGACUCCGGAUGGCUGACCAGUAGCUGAAUGGAGGGCCCAGCUAGAGGGCUCAAGUGCAUACGGACCUCGAUAGCAGCAGGAGAUUCAGGGGGUCAACCGGGUGGGUACAGAGACUACUCAGGCGAGAACGAACAUGGCUGGGGUGCAGGAGACGAAGCA